Messenger RNA from Sus scrofa (pig), 1211 nucleotides. It is a transcript of the gene NRTN, whose product is annotated as neurturin. Gene Ontology annotation, molecular function: glial cell-derived neurotrophic factor receptor binding; receptor tyrosine kinase binding; growth factor activity. The record is from RefSeq and is a predicted model, not a curated record. NCBI's taxonomy places the organism in Eukaryota, Metazoa, Chordata, Mammalia, Artiodactyla, Suidae.
GGCGGGAGCGGCGGAGGCGGCGGGAGAGCGGGCUGCGGCGCCGCUCUGAGCGCCCAGGCCCCUCGCGCCGCCGCACCGGAGACCAGCGCCGCGCGCCGAGGCCGCCCGUGCCGUCCGUGCGGCUCUACGCCCCGCGCCCUCCGAGCCGCCGGCCGUCCAGGGCACCCCUUUAGCCCCAGCCUCCGCCGGGCCGGGAUGGCCGCAGCCCGCGGCUGAGCGAGCCCGGGGGGGCCCCAUGGGCCGGCCCGCGCCGCGGCCCCCCCGCGGCCGCCCCCUCCGGCCCGGGCCCCCCCGGGCGCCGCGGGCCCAGACAGCCCGGAUGGCGGUCGCAGCGGCAGGGGCAGGGGCCGGGGCUGGCGCGGGCGGCAGGCGCGGCCGCCACUGACGGCUAGUUGGGAGCCCAGAGCAGACGGAGGCCGUGUGGCUGACCAUCCCGUGCACGCAGGCCGAGGAUGCAGCGCUGGAAGGCGGCGGCCUUGGCCUCGGUGCUCUGCAGCUCGGUGCUCUCCAUCUGGAUGUGUCGGGACGGCCUGCUCCUCAGCCACCGCCUCGGACCCGCGCUGGCCCCGCUGCGCCGGCCCCCUCGCACCCUGGACGCCCGAAUCGCCCGCCUGGCCCAGUACCGUGCACUACUGCAGGGCGCCCCGGACGCGGUGGAGCUGCGCGAGCUGACGCCGUGGGCCGGGCGGUCCCCAGGUUCGCGCCGUCGGGCGGGGCCCCGGCGGCGGCGCGCACGCGCGCGGUCGGGGACACGGCCGUGCGGACUACGCGAGCUCGAGGUGCGCGUGAGCGAGCUGGGCCUGGGCUACGCGUCGGACGAGACAGUGCUGUUCCGCUACUGCGCAGGCGCGUGCGAGGCGGCCGCGCGCGUCUACGACCUGGGGCUGCGGCGCCUGCGCCAGCGGCGGCGAGUGCGGCGGGAGCGGGUGCGCGCGCAGCCCUGCUGCCGCCCGACGGCUUACGAGGACGAGGUGUCCUUCCUGGACACGCACAGCCGCUACCACACGGUGCACGAGCUGUCGGCGCGCGAGUGCGCCUGCGUGUGACCCUACCUCACUGGGCCCGGCGAGAUGGUGGCCACGCCUCCCGUCCCGACGGCACCCACCGUCUGGCCUGGCAAGCCCCACGACGGACUGCCCAUGGGCAGAAGAUGCCGUCGAGGCCUCAGGACUCUCGUGAUAACUGUACUAAAAUAAAGAGUGUAAAAUCGA